This is a messenger RNA of Gymnodraco acuticeps, 2058 nucleotides long. RefSeq names its product vacuolar protein 8-like. Gene Ontology annotation, molecular function: protein-membrane adaptor activity; protein binding. The record is from RefSeq and is a predicted model, not a curated record. NCBI's taxonomy places the organism in Eukaryota, Metazoa, Chordata, Actinopteri, Perciformes, Bathydraconidae. Gene Ontology annotation, biological process: nucleus-vacuole junction assembly.
CACUCAGCAGAAAACAUCUCUGCGUCACGCGGCACAGGUGCCUUCUUUCUUCUCUGCAGGAGAAACGGUCAUGGCUUCGGGUUUCUGUGAGGAUUGCUCCAGACUUCUGGAAGAAUUCAACUUCCAUCUGAGGAAAGUCUGCAGAGAGUUUGAGCGGAAAAUAAAACCCAUCUUCAGGGAGCUGUGUGAGUGCACGUGCUUCAGUGUCUCACCUGAGAGCAGUUACCUGAGGAGGAGGAAGAGGAGGAAGAGGAGUCUCUCUCUGAACGAUGAGGAACUUCAGCUCCAUGAAGAGGAAAGUCUUCAGUCUCUGAGCCGACUCUCAGCUUCAGAGGACAUUGAGCUGCAGAAGACAGCGGCCAUGUUUUAUCUACAGCUCAGUCAUCACUUGAACUCUCCUCUCCCAGACGCAUUGUUGGAGCCGGUCAUGAACUUACUGCUAUCAUCUGACCUGGAUGUUCAGAAGACCAUCUCUCUGUCUUUAGUCAAUCUGUUAGUGAAGAACAACGUGUGCAGAGCCUCUGUGGUUGAGAUGGGGAUGCUGGCUCCGCUUCUGGAUCUGAUCCGGUCCGGAGACUCCAGCGCUCAGAGCCACUCCUGCGCCUGCGUCUGCCUCCUCGCCUCCUCAGAGUCGAACAGAGAGGCUGUCAUGUUGGAGGGAGUGAAGCCUCUGCUGGCUUUAGCCAAAUCCUACGACCCUCGAGAGCAGCAGGUGGCCUCCUGGGCUCUGCUGCACCUCACACACUCAGAUUGGUCCAGGAGGCUGCUGGGUGAUGCGGGGGGGGUUCCCGGUUCUGGUUCUGCUGCUGCAGGGCUCAGACUCAGAGGUCCAGUUCUACAGCUGCUCCGCCCUCUGCAACAUCUCUUCUGCUCGGGAGCUCCACCGGAAGCUGCUGAGCAUCGGGAGUCACUUCCUGUUGAAGUCCCUGCUGACGCUCGCCUCCUCCUCCGUGCAAAAGCUCUGCGUCACGCGGCACAGGUGCCUUCUUUCUUCUCUGCAGGAGAAACGGUCAUGGCUUCGGGUUUCUGUGAGGAUUGCUCCAGACUUCUGGAAGAAUUCAACUUCCAUCUGAGGAAAGUCUGCAGAGAGUUUGAGCGGAAAAUAAAACCCAUCUUCAGGGAGCUGUGUGAGUGCACGUGCUUCAGUGUCUCACCUGAGAGCAGUUACCUGAGGAGGAGGAAGAGGAGGAAGAGGAGUCUCUCUCUGAACGAUGAGGAACUUCAGCUCCAUGAAGAGGAAAGUCUUCAGUCUCUGAGCCGACUCUCAGCUUCAGAGGACAUUGAGCUGCAGAAGACAGCGGCCAUGUUUUAUCUACAGCUCAGUCAUCACUUGAACUCUCCUCUCCCAGACGCAUUGUUGGAGCCCGUCAUGAACUUACUGCUAUCAUCUGACCUGGAUGUUCAGAAGACCAUCUCUCUGUCUUUAGUCAAUCUGUUAGUGAAGAACAACGAUUGGUCCAGGAGGCUGCUGGGUGAUGCGGGCGGGUUCCCGGUUCUGGUUCUGCUGCUGCAGGGCUCAGACUCAGAGGUCCAGUUCUACAGCUGCUCCGCCCUCUGCAACAUCUCUUCUGCUCGGGAGCUCCACCGGAAGCUGCUGAGCAUCGGGAGUCACUUCCUGUUGAAGUCCCUGCUGACGCUCGCCUCCUCCUCCGUGCAAAAGAAGUCGAUGCAGGCGUGCAGAUGCCUUCAGACUCUCUCACAGAAUGGAGAGACGCUCCAGCUGCUGAAGCCUCACUACGUCGCCAUGUUGGAGUACCUGUCGGUGUUUCUCCAAAAUAAAGAUUUAAAGUUCCAGCAGCUUGGCUUAGUGACGAUAUCCAACCUCAAGACAGAUGGAGACUUCUCUCUGUUGUCUGGCGGCGAGGUGGAGGAUCAGCUCCGGACGGUUCAUGAUCAGACGGAGGAAACCAGACGGCUGCUGCAGACGAUCCAGCCUCUCUCUCCAUCUCCUGUUCACCCUUUACAGCCUCCACACCAGUUGUUGCGUUAGACUUUUUCGUUGUCCGUCAUUUUAUUUUUCAUGUUUUAAUGAUGAGAUGAGACAUAUUUAAUAUUUAU